AUGUUGAAACGCGAUGUGUUAGAGCAGGAGAAUCAAGUUCCAUCAGAUGUUUUGCUUCUGCUAUGCGUGGAAAGAACAAGAAACAGAGACUGGACGAGGCAUGUCUCGAAAGGGAAAGUGCUUGUGGAUGGGAAAAGAGCUAGUAAAGCUGGAAUGCCUGUAUCAAAUGGUGUAUCCAUAAAGAUUACAGCAGAGGUUCCCAAAUACGUAUGUAGAGGCGGACUCAAGCUUGAAGCUGCGAUCGAGAAGCUAGACGUUGAUGUCUCUGAGAAAGUAGUUCUUGAUGCAGGACUUUCUACAGGAGGGUUUACGGAUUGUUUGCUUCGUUAUGGUGCAGCUCAUGUUUAUGGCGUAGAUGUUGGUUAUGGUCAGGUAGCUGAUAAAAUCCGUAAUGAUAAGAGAGUGAGUGUUAUAGAAAGGACGAAUCUUAGAUACCUCCCUGGACUCCCACAAAAGGUCGAUGUAGUUACACUAGACCUCUCUUUCAUUUCCAUUCUCAAGGUGAUGCCAGCUGUUAUGAAUGUGAUGCAAGAAAAUGCAACUUUAGUUACUCUCGUUAAACCCCAAUUUGAAGCUCGAAGAUCACAGGUUGGAAGCGGUGGUAUUGUAAGAGAUCCUGAAGUGCAUCAGGAGGUUCUUGAGAAGAUUAUAAAUGGUGUUGAGAACUAUGGAUUCACCAACAAAGGAUUUAUCGAAUCUCCUAUUAAAGGCGCCGAGGGAAACAUAGAGUUCUUGGUUCGCUUCGACCGAGGAACAGUGAAACGCGAAGAAGAAUGUUAA
This is a messenger RNA of Thlaspi arvense, 780 nucleotides long. NCBI's taxonomy places the organism in Eukaryota, Viridiplantae, Streptophyta, Magnoliopsida, Brassicales, Brassicaceae. The record is from the annotation of a GenBank genome assembly.